CUUCGGUCUUGGAACAAAUGCUCUGACUCUGUAGUUGAUAUUAUCCCAACUGCACUUGAGGGAGACUCCAUAUCAACAAAAGAACAGAUACUCUUGACUUUUUCAUUAUUCACAUGAUUCAUCCGACGAGCAUCAAUCACUCCAGGAAUCUCUGCAACAUCGACUUCCCACAAAGACGCCAGAUAUUCAUGUGUUGACAUGCGCCGACGUUGGACAGGACAAAUCUUGCUGUUCCCCAAUGCUGACAUCACCAGUAUCUCUGAACAAACUUCAAUUCGAUCUGUAAAGGUCUGUCUACCUACACCCCUCUACACACCACACAACCAACCAGCUCUAACCAAAUCGGGACCUCUGAAACCCAAGAUGGCUACUAGAUUUAAUGCCCUGAUGGCUACGGUGGUCACCCUGUUGGGGGCCACCUUGGGAGGCCUGUUACUAUGGCGACAGCCAACCCUGAGGACACAGAAGAAGCGGCGUCUAUCUCCGGGUCAGAUAGGGGUCAGCACUGGUCCCGUAUCAGUGGAACAGCUGGGUCCUGUGAAACCAGAGCCUGUCGAGUCCCAGCUAACCCCUGGUCAGAGCCUGGACCUCCUGCCUGUUUCACUGCCCCCUGCUGACCAGCUCUUGGCAGUGCAGUCUGUGAUGGUGAGCUCUGAGGAGGAUUGGGAGCAGCUGUGGCCGUCGCUGCAAAAGGAGCUAUCAGUCUACCCCGUCCUCGGGCUGGACUGCGAAUGGGUGUCAGUGAAUGGUAAGUCGUCAGCUGUCUCCCUCCUCCAGAUGACUUCCUACUCUGGCCUGUGUGUGGUGGUGAGGCUACAGCUGCUCCGAGGAAGCCAGCAGGACUUUCCCCUCAGCUUGAAGGAGGUCCUCCGGGACCCCCAUGUCCUGAAGGUGGGCGUGGGCUGUUAUGAGGACGGGAAACGUCUGACCCGAGACUACGGUCUGUCACUGGGGAGUACCGUGGACCUGAGAUAUCUCGCACUACGACAAAGGAAGGUAGUGCUGAACAAUGGUUUGAGCCUCAAGUCUCUGGCUGCUGACCUGCUCAAUGUGUCUCUGGAUAAAUCCAUGACUCUACGGUGCAGUAACUGGGAGGCUGACCAGCUGACCCCAGAACAGAUAACUUACGCAGCCCGAGAUGCCCAGGUAUCCAUCGCCCUGUUCAUCCACCUGCUGGGCCUCAACUCAGACACCACGCCCUCACCUGACAGUGGGAGUGGCUAUACCCAGCUGGCCAAUCGCUGCCAGGGCCUGGUAGACACACCCUUCAGGGAGAGGGGUGGAGGAGAGGGAGAGGACGGUAAGAGGAAGAGUAAGAAGCGCCAGCAGCCUACUUCGGAAAGCCCCGAGACUGGGGACCAGCAAGUACCAGACCCCAGAAGGAACAACAAGAGAAAACCGCUCGGUGUGGGCUACGCUGCUAGGAAGUCUCCUCUUUAUGACAACUGCUUCCUCUAUGCCCCGGAUGGACAACCCCUCUGUACCUGCGACAAGAAGAAGGCCCAGUGGUACCUGGAUAAAGGAAUAGGAGUGCUGCAGAGUGAGGAGCCCUUCAUCGUGCGUCUGCUGUUUGAGCCUUCGGGACGUCCAGACUCCCAGCAGGACUACUACCUGACUGCCAAGGAGAACCUGUGUGUGGUGUGUGGCAAGAACAACUCUUAUAUCAGGAAGAACAUCGUUCCUCAUGAAUACAAACGUCACUUCCCCUCGGAGAUGAAGGACCACAACUCCCAUGACGUCUUGCUGCUGUGCACUUCCUGUCACGCGGCCUGCAACGUUCACGACGGCUUCCUGAAGCAGCAGCUGGCUGAUGAGCAUGGCGCGCCCCAGGGGUGUGAGGAGGGCGUAUGUCUCCUGGAGGACUCUGACCGCAGGAGGGUUCGUUCUGCCGCCCGAGCCCUGCUCACCGUGGGGGCGGGGCUUCCAGAGGCCAGGAGAGAUGAGCUACAGAAGGUCAUAAGGUCCUUCUUCAACGACACCGACGUGGAGCUGACUCCCGAGACACUUCAGAGUGCUGCAGGCCUGGAGACCAGGAUCUUCAAUGAGAGCUACGUUCCCCACGGGCUGAAGGUGGUGCAGGCGACCGCCGAGCAGGGCCUGAAGGGAUUAAUGGAGCUGGAGCACCGCUGGAGGCAACACUUCCUAUCCACCAUGACACCUCGCUACCUUCCUUCUCUCUGGUCUGUCAGCCACAACCACAACAAGUUACUACGCAGGUACGGAGAGGACCUUCCCAUCCAGCUGAACUGACCUACAGUCACCACAGUCUGGGUCCCAGGCUACGUCUGUCUGGGUCCCAGGCUACGUCUGUCUGGGUCCCAGGCUACGUCUGUCUGGGUCCCAGGCUACGUCUGUCUGGGUCCCAGGCUACGUCUGUCUGGGUCCCAGGCUACGUCUGUCUGGUUCCCAGGCUACGUCUGUCUGGUUCCCAGGCUACGUCUGUCUGGGUCCCAGGCUACGUCUGUCUGGGUCCCAGGCUACGUCUGUCUGGGUCCCAGGCUACGUCUGUCUCGGUUUGUCUGGUACCAGGCUGAUCUCAUCAGCUGUUGCAGCAGCCUCUACCUGGGGAUUACACAGUAUCCCAGAGAACAGACUAAUGCCUACAGGUGAAGGGUUGUAAUUCUGUGUGUGUUCAGUGCCUGCGAUCCUCCUCAGUCUACUGUUGGCUGGACGAGGACAUCUGUUGCUCUGAUCUGAUUGUGGUGCCUUACAUGUUAAAUGCCAGACAGACUGUGCUCAUGGGCCCAGCAGGAUGUAUUGGCUGCCUUACUGACAAAUUGGCACCCUGUUCUUUUAUAUAGUGUAGUACAUUUUGAGAUCUAGAGCCUGAGGAGAGAGACUCUGCCUUGUUGUUCUGACCGAGGUCAAAUAACUCUGUGAACACUAACUGGAGACGAUGGUGCAGAAUUCAUGAUGAAAUCCUAUUGAAUAAAAACCUAAAAAACCACUGGUUUAGGAUCGUAACGAUACCAGUAUCCCAAUACUCUGAGGUAUCGUGGCAAGGAAAACAAAACAUGAAGCAGACUGAAUUUCCUGAGAGGAAACAGUCCUAAUGCUGUCAACCAGAAGCACAUGUUUAUUUUCCUACAACAGACAAUAUUUUACAUCCAGUAGAUUUUAAUGACGCAAGAGUUCAGUCUGCUUUGGGGGUUUUUCCUUGUUGCCAUGGAAAUACCAGGUAUCGUACUCUCUCACCAUAGUGGUAUGGUGACGAUCCCUGCUAUGGUUCGGUUUCCCAGAUUUAAAACUAGUCCUAGCCAGAAAAUAGCGUAGGAGACGAGACUUCAUCUAGGCCCAGGAAACGGGCCCCAUACAGUGCGUUUGGGAAAGUAUUCAGACCCCUUGACUUGUCACAUAUUCUUCAAUGGAUUAAAUAGUAGUUUUUUUUCCCCCUCAUCAACAUCCAUAUGAUGUUGACGUCGAUUUAGAAAGCACCCCACACAUCCCUAAUUGUACAACUGACUAGGUGUGUCCCCCCCCCCCCUUCCUUUCUCAUAAUGACUAAGCAAAAAACUUGUUUUUAGACUUUUGUUGCAAAUUUGUUGAUUUAUUUGACAUUUUUAAAUAUCACAUUUACAUAAGUAUUCAGACCCUCUACUUUGUUGAAGUACCUUUUUGGUAGUGAUUACAGCCUCAAGUCUUCUUGGUAUGAUGCUAUAUGAGUUUGGCACACCUGUAUUUGGGGAGUUUCUCCCAUACCUCUCUGCAGAUCCCCUCAAGCUCUCCUGUGUUGUCAUUGCUUAGGAUCGUUGUCCUGUUGGAAGGUGAACCUUUCCCCCCCAGUCUGAGGUCCUGAGCACUCUGGAGCAGGUUUUCAUCUCUCUGUACUUUUUGUUCUUUCCCUCGAUCCUGACUAGUCUCCCAGUCCUUGCCGCUGAAAAACCUCCCCACAGCUUGAUGCUGCCACCACUGUGUCUCGACACAAUCCUGUCUGAGCUCUACGGACAAUU
Oncorhynchus nerka (sockeye salmon) is the source of this 3950-nucleotide messenger RNA. RefSeq names its product exonuclease 3'-5' domain-containing protein 2-like. The transcript is spliced from 11 exons. The record is from RefSeq and is a predicted model, not a curated record. Gene Ontology annotation, molecular function: 3'-5' exonuclease activity; nucleic acid binding. NCBI's taxonomy places the organism in Eukaryota, Metazoa, Chordata, Actinopteri, Salmoniformes, Salmonidae. Gene Ontology annotation, biological process: nucleobase-containing compound metabolic process. Gene Ontology annotation, cellular component: nucleus; cytoplasm. Bases 199 to 2250 code for a protein of 683 amino acids.